GAGUCUGCGUUACGGUUUCUCUCAAGGGGGGAGUUGAAGGUUUCAGCAGUGAGGAUCACUUCCGUGUUCAAAAAGCUGCAGUUCCUCGGCUGCCGCUGGAGGCUGGCUCCAGAAGUGAGCAAUUCUCCAUUGACCCCCAUGUUAAAAUAGCGAACUUUACAGCCUGAAAAUCAUAUUUACAGCCUGGUACAUUUUUUGUUUUUGGUCUCUAUUGAUAGUUUCCACCUCCGUGAAAACUGGGGGGCCGGGGCUUGUUGGCUUGUUGUAGUGUAGACCGUCCUUAGACCGACCGUCUAAGGAGUCUGUGUUACAGUUUUUUUUUUUCGUGUCUCAAUGAUGCGUCCGUUGCUGAUGUGUUUCGUCCUUUGCAUCGUGUACGGCAGCACGAAACCGACAGACAAGAAGAGUAGAGUUCUUCACGAAGAACCGCUCAGCCGCCUCGAACACGACGACAACAAGAACUACGACUAUGACCACGAAGCUUUUCUGGGUCAAGAUGAAGCGAAGACCUUCGACCACCUCCCACCAGAGGAGAGCAAACGAAGGCUCGGCAUCAUCGUGGACAAAAUGGACAGGAACAGAGACAGUUUUAUCUCUGAGGAGGAACUGAAGCUUUGGAUCAAAGACGCUCAGAAGAAGCACGUCUACGACAGCGUGGAGCGUCAGUGGAAAGACUUCGACGUGAACGACGACGGCCUGAUCAGCUGGGACGAGUAUAAGAACGUCACGUACGGGAGCUAUCUGGAUGACCCUCACACAGACACAGAGUAUAACUACACCCACAUGAUGCUGAGGGACGAGAGACGUUUCAGAGUCGCAGACAGAAACGGAGAUUUGAUCGCAGACAAACACGAGUUCACCGCUUUCCUUCAUCCUGAAGAUCACGAACACAUGAAGGACAUCGUGGUACAGGAAACGAUGGAAGACAUCGACAAGAAUGGAGACGGAUUCAUCGAUCUGAAGGAGUAUAUCGGUGACAUGUACGCUGCAGAGGACGAUGAGGACGAGCCGGAGUGGGUGGCCACAGAACGGCAACAGUUUUCAGAGUUCAGAGACAAGAACAAUGACGGGAAGAUGGACAAAGAGGAAACUCUGGACUGGAUUCUUCCUUCUGACUACGACCACGCUGAGGCCGAAGCUAAACACCUGCUGCACGAGUCUGAUGCCAACAAGGAUGGAAAACUGAGCAAGAAAGAAAUUCUGGACAAAUCCGACGUGUUUGUUGGAAGUCAGGUGACGGACUUUGGAGAAGCUUUACUACAACACGACGAGUUUUAGAGACGAAGCUGAUUUUAGAUUGAAAAACUGAAAAUUGAUUUUUGAAGAAUAAUUUAUUUUGUAAACAAAAAAGAAAAGCUUUGAAUUCCGUGUUCAGGCUUUAACUCUGAGGUGGAAACCUCUGAUCAGACGUGGAAACAGCUCUGACGGCUCAGUUUGAUCUUUAAACACACGUUCUCUUUGUUUCUGCUCGUAUGACACUCGAUUUUUUUCUUUUGAAAUGUUUCAGUCUUUGCCGAUUCUCCUGGUAUUGGUGCUUUGCAGGUUCACGUCACCGUUCACUGAUAUUUCUUUCACUUCUGUGCAUCAGUUUAUUUCAUGUAUUAAAAAGUCAAAGUUGCAGGAGACGAGAUGAAGUGACGUGCGUUUGAAAAGUCAUUGUAUCUGCACAUUUUAUAACACUAUAAAACUAAUUUCCACCUUUGUGUUGAACUCACUCUCGGACUGAGAGUGAUUUAUAUUUUGCACUGAACUUUUACUGUUCAUCAAUAAAACAAACGUCCACA
This is a messenger RNA of Toxotes jaculatrix (banded archerfish), 1784 nucleotides long. RefSeq names its product calumenin a (gene calua). The record is from RefSeq and is a predicted model, not a curated record. The transcript has 7 exons. Gene Ontology annotation, cellular component: endoplasmic reticulum. NCBI's taxonomy places the organism in Eukaryota, Metazoa, Chordata, Actinopteri, Toxotidae. Gene Ontology annotation, molecular function: calcium ion binding. The coding region runs from base 334 to 1278 and encodes 314 amino acids.